Molecule: messenger RNA, 2685 nt
Organism: Pichia kudriavzevii
Lineage: Eukaryota; Fungi; Ascomycota; Pichiomycetes; Pichiales; Pichiaceae
Exons: 1
Coding region: 1-2685 (894 amino acids)
Biological process (GO): proton transmembrane transport; vacuolar acidification
Cellular component (GO): vacuolar proton-transporting V-type ATPase, V0 domain; vacuolar proton-transporting V-type ATPase complex; fungal-type vacuole membrane
Molecular function (GO): ATPase binding; proton-transporting ATPase activity, rotational mechanism
Source: RefSeq, a predicted model, not a curated record
AUGUCCUUGGUUCAGUUCUAUAUUCCUUCUGAAGUUGCCAGAGAAUGCGUGGCAGUUUUGGGGGAUAUGGGAAAUGUGCAAUUUAGAGAUAUGAACCAGAAUGUCAGCUCUUUUCAACGUGCAUUUGUCAAGGAAAUCAGAAGUUAUGAUCAAGUUGAACGUCAAUUGAAAUAUUUGACAGGUUUAAUUCAAAAACAGGAAAUCAAGAUACGUGUGAAUGACCAUGAUGAAUUAAUUAUGCCUCCAUCUACAGACUACCGACAAUUCUAUGAUUCACCUUCGCAUUUGUCUGCAAGCGCUUUGGAGGAAUUAUUACAUGAAAUAGCGUCGGUUGAAUCCAAGGUGAGAGAACUAUCCUUUCAGAAAGAUGAAAUGUCACAAAGAAAAGCUGAUUUGACUCAACAUAGAUUAGUGUUACAGAACACAAGACAGUUUUUUGAAUCUAGGCUUUCACUUGAUCUGGAUGAUUCAGACUCACUUUUCAAUCAAGUGAGGUUAUCCACUGAAAGUAGUGAUAGUUUUAUUAUAUCUGAUGAUGAAGGAGAUGGUGUUUUACUUGAAUCAGGCUUAGGGAAUACCAAUCAUGGAGGUAAUUCUAUCUCUACAGGUCGGAACGAACUUAAUGUUUUCGGAUCAACCAUGAAUUUCAUUAGUGGUAUUAUUGAUACAGAGAAAUUCUUAAUUUUAGAGAAGAUUUGCUGGAGAACACUUAGGGGUAAUGUCUAUACAAAUCAUGUGCCAUUACCGGAGCCUAUUAUUGACAUAAAGACGGGGGAGCCUUCAUUUAAGUCUGUUUUCCUUAUUUUCACACAUGGUGAAUCGUUGAUUAGCAGAUGUAAGAGAAUAGUUGAGUCUUUAGACGGAAAACUGUACAAUGUUGACAGUGACUAUGAAGUUUACAAGCAAGAAUUAAGAACGGUGAAUAAUAAAAUAAAAGACAUAAACGAAGUUUUGCUUUACACAAACGAAAGGCUGUUGAUUGAAUUGAAGCAAGUAGCAUUGGAUAUUGAGAAAUGGAAAAUUAUAAUUAAAAGAGAGGUUUCAAUAUAUGAAGUAUUGAAUUUGUUUAACUAUGACUCAACCAGAAGAUGUGUUAUUGGAGAGGGUUGGAUUCCAAAUGAUGACUUAACGUAUAUCAACAUGGCAUUGAGAGACGUCACCAAUAAAUUUGAUGCUGGAUUAAGUACUAUUGUUAACUUAAUGAUCACCAAUAAGACCCCUCCGACGUAUCACAAGACCAAUAAAUUCACUGGUGCUUUUCAAUCGAUUAUCGAUGCAUAUGGUAUUGCAACAUAUCAAGAGGUUAAUCCUGGUUUAGCGACAAUUGUAACUUUCCCCUUCAUGUUUGCUAUCAUGUUUGGUGAUUUGGGACAUGGUUUGAUCCUUUUCAUUGCCGCCUUGACCUUAGUACUCUGCGAAAAUAGGAUCUCCAAAAUAAAAAACAGGGAUGAGAUAUUUGACAUGGCAUAUACUGGACGUUAUAUUCUACUUUUAAUGGGGGUAUUCUCUAUGUACACAGGUAUUAUUUACAACGAUCUCUUUUCUAAAUCGAUGUCGCUUUUCAAAUCGGGUUGGAAAUGGCCAAAUGGAUUCAAAGAGGGUACGUCUAUAGUUGGAACCCAACGUGGUGUUUAUCCACUUGGUUUGGACCCGGCUUGGCACGGGACUGAGAAUAACUUGCUGUUUACAAAUUCAUACAAAAUGAAGCUUUCGAUUUUGAUGGGGUUUAUUCAUAUGUCUUAUUCGUUUUAUUUUGCCCUUGUGAAUUACAGAUUUUUCAAUUCAAGGGUUGACAUCAUUGGCAAUUUCAUACCUGGCUUACUUUUUAUGCAAUCCAUCUUUGGCUACUUAACAAUUACAAUAGUUUAUAAGUGGUGUGUUGAUUGGAUUGCCAUUGGGAAACCGGCCCCAAGUUUACUAAACAUGCUAAUCAAUAUGUUCUUAUCCCCAGGUACCAUAGAGGACAAGUUAUAUCCAGGCCAAGGUCCAUUACAAGUUUUCCUAGUUUUGAUUGCUCUUGUUUGUGUUCCUUGGUUGUUGCUUUACAAGCCAUUAACACUAAAAAAAAUGAAUUCUAAUAAGAUUCAAUUAGGGUAUGCGGAUGUUAAUGGCCCAGAUAAUACAAAUUCAAGGAUAUCCGUAGAAUCUGUUCCAUAUACCGAGGAAGCAGAAGAUUUAUUUGACCGUGGCAGCAAUACCAUUCAGGAAAGGUUAUCAAUUGACGCUGACGUGGGACUUCUAGAAGACGAAAAUGGUGAAGAGGAAGAACCAUUUAGUUUUGGUGAUGCCAUGGUUCAUCAAGUGAUCCAUACUAUUGAAUUCUGCUUGAAUUGCGUCUCACACACAGCUUCUUAUUUACGUUUGUGGGCGUUAUCUUUGGCACAUAAUCAGCUUUCUGCAGUUCUCUGGGAAAUGACUAUUCAAAAUUCUUUUAAACCAUACAGUGAGACCGGAUGGGUUGGAUCGAUUAUAGUAUUCUUCCUGUUUGGAAUGUGGUUCGUCCUCACAGUUUGUAUUUUAGUUGUUAUGGAAGGCACCUCUGCAAUGUUGCAUUCUCUAAGAUUACAUUGGGUUGAGGCAAUGUCUAAAUUCUUUGAAGGUGAAGGUUACGCCUACCAACCUUUUAGUUUUUAUAGGAUUAUUCUAGACAUGCAAGCUGCCGAGAUGGAGGAGGAGAGAAAGUAG